UUUCUUUUUUCUUUCUUUAUAUACCAAACGAGACAUAAUGGAAAUAAACAAAGAAGAAGCACUUCGUUAUGAAGCUGAAGCUUUUUUAGCAAAAGCAGAAAAAGCUGCUGCUGAAAACACUAGUGCACCUACCACACCUACAGAAAAGCCUUCAACAACAAGUGAAGAAAAGCCUCGGUCAGGAAAAGCUUCAAGUGGUCAACAAUCAGCAGAAGUGAGAGAAAUCUUAGCCUGUGGUAGUGAUUAUUACAAGGUAUUGAAGCUUGAUAAAAAGUGUACAGAAGUAGAAAUCAAAAAAUCAUAUAGAAAGCUUGCUCUUAAAUUCCAUCCUGAUAAAAACAAGACGCCUGGUGCUGACGAAGCCUUUAAACUUAUCUCAAAGGCUUUUACAGUAUUAUCAGAUCCUCAAAAACGAGCUAUUCAUGACGCUGGAGGUGGCGAUCCUGAGCGACGUGGAGCUGGCGGUCACCCGGGAUUCUCUGGAUUCCGUACUCAAAGCUAUGGUGCUUCUCCAUUUGGUGAAGAGAUCUCACCUGAAGAUCUAUUCAACAUGUUCUUUGGUGGUGGUGUGCCUAUGGCCAAUAUGCAUAGACAAGGAUUUAGUUUUGGUGGUUCACCGGGCUUCAGUAGUGCUACUUUUGUCGGUCCUGGCUUCCGUGCACGUACUUUUAACACCGCUCAUCAACAGCAACAACGGCAUUUCCAAGCACAACAGAGGUCAGGAUGGUCUAUUCUGCUUCAAAUCUUGCCAUUAAUUGUCUUGUGUGGUUAUACUUUGUUUGCUGGUCUUUUGACAGAUGAGACACCUAUUUUUUCAUUCCAAUCAACAUCUGUUUAUUCUCAACCUCGUAUGACAUCCAGUCACCGAGUGCCUUAUUAUGUCGAACCCAAUGCAUUCAAGCCUUAUUUACAGAACCAUUAUAAGCUAUCCAAGGUAGAACAACAAGUGGAAGUGGACUGGGUUCGCUCCCUACAACAAAACUGUUUGCAUGAACGCAAACAACAACAGGCCAAGUUAAACAAUGCCCGUGGUGCAUUUGGAUUUGUAGGUCGCAAUGAAAAGCAGUACCAAGAAGCAUUGAAUAUGAAAUUGGCACACUGUGAAGAAUUAAAACGAUUCGGUAAUUAAUAAAAUACGUU
This is a messenger RNA of Gilbertella persicaria, 1140 nucleotides long. RefSeq names its product DnaJ domain-containing protein. Gene Ontology annotation, molecular function: Hsp70 protein binding. The record is from RefSeq and is a predicted model, not a curated record. The transcript is spliced from 4 exons. Gene Ontology annotation, cellular component: endoplasmic reticulum membrane. The coding region runs from base 38 to 1129 and encodes 363 amino acids. Lineage: Eukaryota; Fungi; Mucoromycota; Mucoromycetes; Mucorales; Choanephoraceae. Gene Ontology annotation, biological process: cellular response to misfolded protein.